CCGCGCAGGAAAUCAAACGGUUUUAAACUCGGGAGAAAAAUCAAAAUCGAACAGCUUGAAAAAAAGCCAGGGGGCUUUUCGUUUCCCUCUCGAAAUUGAGGAUUUCUCGAGGUGGAGUUUCCGUUCCCUCUUGGGAAUCGAGAUCGCCGGGCAUUCGCCGAAGCUUCCGAAGCAGGAGCGGAUCGACGGAGGAGGUUCCGAGAUCUCGAGAGCCCGAGAUCGCCGGCGUUCGCUUCGACGGAGGGGGAGCGCGCGAGUUCUUUUGGAAAGUGACGUCGAGUCCGCCGCCGGCGGAGAGGGAGGAGGGAGGAGGAGGAGAGGCGUUUCGGGGCUCCGGGGAUCCUUUCCCUUCCCCGUUCCCACCACCCCGCGCGCCGAAGAUGACGGAGGUGGUGCUGCACAUAUACGACGUGACGAACAGCGGAUCGGAGAAGACGAACAACACGAUCAUGCAGAUCAAUAAGAUCUUCAAGGAUGGCAUGGGGCUUGGCGGCAUCUUUCACAGUGCUGUCCAGGUUUAUGGAGAUGACGAAUGGUCUUUUGGAUUUUGUGAACAAGGAACUGGAGUUUUUAGUUGUCCUUCUGGGAAGAAUCCAAUGUAUACAUAUCGUGAACGUGUUGUUCUUGGAAGCACCAACUUUUCAAUCUUCAAGGUAAACCAGAUUUUGAGAGAACUUAGUAGAGAAUGGCCUGGACAUACAUAUGACUUGUUAUCGAGAAACUGCAACCACUUUUGCGAUGAGUUCUGUGAGAGGCUUGGUGUCCAGAAGCUUCCAGGCUGGGUUAAUCGGUUUGCCAAUGCUGGUGAUACUGCUGUGGAAGUAGCAGGAACUACAGCAAUGCGGUUUAGACAAGCCAAGACAGAGAUUGUCUCCGCUAGCAAAGUGGCAUACCGUUUCCUGUUGAGUGCCGCCUCUAGUCCUCCAGUUGCUCCCGAUACCCCUAGCAAUUCAGGCAGAGGAGCACCUCGAUUUCAGGGCACAUGGUUUAAGAAUCUCGUUACCUCUGGUGCCAAACCAUCUAGUAGUGGCUCAGAUGCAGAUAAACAAGAGGGCGAGGCUGUGUUGAGUACUCAUAGUGAAGAAGAUGCGGACACACCACUCAGGCAAAAUUGUAAGACUGAUAGCUAGACCUCUAGACUUUGCAAGAAUGUUUGGCGUGUGUAUCAGUAAUAGAUGAUAUUGUCGAUUAGCAAUUGACUGACUGGUCAUUCGUUGUGUAUUGAAACGUUUGAUUUCUUUUCAAUUCAAAAAUUGGUUUAAGUUCUGCCCAAUGGUUAAAA
This is a messenger RNA of Eucalyptus grandis, 1282 nucleotides long. RefSeq names its product deSI-like protein At4g17486. The transcript has 4 exons. The coding region runs from base 381 to 1130 and encodes 249 amino acids. NCBI's taxonomy places the organism in Eukaryota, Viridiplantae, Streptophyta, Magnoliopsida, Myrtales, Myrtaceae. The record is from RefSeq and is a predicted model, not a curated record. Gene Ontology annotation, molecular function: deubiquitinase activity. Gene Ontology annotation, biological process: protein deubiquitination.